Molecule: messenger RNA, 1839 nt
Organism: Camelus dromedarius (Arabian camel)
Lineage: Eukaryota; Metazoa; Chordata; Mammalia; Artiodactyla; Camelidae
Gene: NRBF2
Product: nuclear receptor binding factor 2
Exons: 4
Coding region: 177-1043 (288 amino acids)
Biological process (GO): autophagy
Source: RefSeq, a predicted model, not a curated record
CACGGCGCCGGAGGAGGAAGUGGUGUGGUUGUUGCUCUGUUUGCGCUAGCCGCUGCCUCUUGGGCGCGGAGAGAGGUAGCAGUGGCCGCCGCUCCGUCGCGCUUUUCUUCUGUUCUCCUCCAUGUCCCCGGGCUCCGUCGCACCUCUUCCUCAGGCCGCCGCUUACCCCGGGGUCUAUGGAAGUAAUGGAAGGACCCCUCAACUUGGCUCAUCAGCAGAGCAGACGAGCAGAUCGUUUAUUAGCUGCAGGGAAAUACGAAGAGGCUAUUUCCUGUCACAAAAAGGCUGCAGGUUAUCUUUCUGAAGCCAUGAAGCUGACACAGUCUGAGCAGGCUCAUUUAUCACUGGAACUGCAAAGGGACAGCCACAUGAAACAGCUCCUCCUCAUCCAGGAGAGGUGGAAGAGGGCCAAGCGGGAGGAAAGAUUGAAAGCCCAGCAGAGCACAGACAGGGAUGCAGCUGCCCAGCUCCAGGCAUCUCACAAACCCCCUGCUGACGAUGCAGAGGGCCACAGUCCCCUCCUUUCUCAGAAGUAUAGCCCUUCCACAGAGAAACAUUUGCCUGAGGUUCAGGGGGUCUUUGACAGGGAUCCAGACACACUACUAUUUUUACUUCAGCAGAAGAGUGAGCCAACAGAGCUGUGCAUUGGAAGCAAAGCCCCAAAAGAUGAUAAAACAAUAAUAGAGGAGCAGGCAACUAAAAUUGCAGAUUUGAAGAGGCAUGUGGAAUUCCUCGUGGCUGAGAAUGAAAGAUUAAGGAAAGAAAAUAAACAACUAAAGGCUGAAAAGGCCAGACUUCUAAAAGGCCCAAUAGAAAAGGAGCUUGAUGUAGAUGCUGAUUUUGUAGAGAAGUCAGAGUUGUGGAGCUUGCCGCCACAUUCAGAAACUGCUGCAGCCUCUUCAACCUGGCAGAAGUUUGCAUCAAAUACUGGGAAAGCCAAGGAUAUUCCAAUACCCAAUCUUCCUCCCUUGGAUUUUCCAUCUUCAGAACUUCCCCUUAUGGAGCUCUCUGAGGAUAUUCUCAAAGGACUUAUGAAUAACUAAAAUGGAAGGCCGUGGAAGAGGCGAGAAGAGGAAAUAAUACAGUUAAUCCAGCAAAAAUAAAAAAAGGGAAAACCACAUGCAAGGUAAUCCCGGAGAUGCUUCAUCAUCUGGCAAACCCUGGAGAAGAGGCAUCGCAGGACUUGGAAACAGUCACUGUGAAACGUGUCGUGCAUCUGACUCACCGACUCGAGUUAAAUGAUUCCAGACACUAAGCUCUCGGAGGUUCACUUUCUCCUGAUACAAACCAAAUGGCUACCUGGAAUAAUUUUUUCAAGCAACAAUUAUUUUUCUUAUCUUCAGGGUUAAAAUGUAUAAAAGUAUGUUAUGUGUAAUUAAUCUAUAAUGCCAUAAAUGAUAAUACAGAACCUAAAUGAUAUGGUGGCCUGAGGGCCUGCCUUGUAUUUGAAAUAUGCUUUCUAUCAUGCAUUGACUGUAUGCAUCUUGUUAUGCACAUUUCGUUGGUUUGAGGUGUGUAAGACACACCUUUCUAGAAGAAACUGUGCCACACUUUGCACUACUCGUAACAUAAUGAUAACCUCAAGACUAUCAGGAGAAAUAUUUAAAUUUCCAUUUUAUGAAGAAAGGAACCAAAUUAUUAGUUACGCUUUUUAAAAAGAUUACCAGUUUACAUAAUUAAUCAGGGUGCGUUUUAAGUUCUAACUUUUUUUGUUUAUUGUGUAAUGCAUCAUUUGAAAAUUCCAAGGAAAUGUCCUUAUGUUUUUAAUGAUGCAUGAGUGGAAGUAAUGCUGGUUGGCAGUAUUUGAUUGUAAGAAAUCAAUAAAGUAAUUGUAUUUUA